This is a messenger RNA of Gamsiella multidivaricata, 3920 nucleotides long. Its product is annotated as tubulin folding cofactor D C terminal-domain-containing protein. The record is from RefSeq and is a predicted model, not a curated record. Gene Ontology annotation, molecular function: beta-tubulin binding; GTPase activator activity. Gene Ontology annotation, biological process: microtubule cytoskeleton organization; post-chaperonin tubulin folding pathway; tubulin complex assembly. NCBI's taxonomy places the organism in Eukaryota, Fungi, Mortierellomycota, Mortierellomycetes, Mortierellales, Mortierellaceae. Bases 133 to 3801 code for a protein of 1222 amino acids. The transcript is spliced from 11 exons.
UGAGGAAGGGUACAACCACACAACGCAAAAGACAUCCUCGCAUUUUAUCCAUGCCAAGCAGGUUCUCUCCGAGCUGAAAACCAUCGCGUCCUUUCCCACGAUCGGACCCUGCGAGCUCGAUCUCCGUCAGCGAUGGGCCCUCCAGAUGAGUAUUGUCAAAGUGGUAGGGACAUCACACGCUCUCUGUAUUCUAUUGUGAUUGGAUUAAUGGGGAACCAAAGUCGAGCUGUUGCUUUGCCCAAUCUUGCUCUGACAACUAAACACGCAUUUUUUUGUACACAGCUCAGUGAAUAUCAGUACGAUUCAUACCUUCUUGACCCGUCCCUGGAGGAGAUGGUGACAAUCCUGAUUGCCCCGAUCCGCAAGGUCGUCCACGACGUUACCAUCGGAGACUUCAAAGGCCAGCCUAUGAACGAACACGGCCACCUGGUGUUUUAUAUGUUGUACUUCAUCAGCAAAACGCGUGGAUACAAGACCGUUGUGAAAUUCCUCCCGCACGAGGUCGCCGAUGUGGAGCCCACGUUCGAGUUCCUGAGGAUGCUGAAUCUGCGUAAGACUCCCUGGGAGACCCGCUACGUGCUCCUUAUCUGGUUAUCACUCAUGUGCAUGAUCCCCUUUGAUCUUAAGAGCAUCGACAGCCAGGCAUCCAAGGCGAGCGACAGAAUUCCUCUCGUGGACCAAAUGAUCGAGACCGCAAAGACGUAUCUCGACCGCGCCGGUAAAGAUAGGGAUGCCGCCUCGCUUUUCUUGGCCCGCUUGCUAACAAGGAAAGACACAUGCGACCUUUAUCUCCCCGAGUUUGUCGACUGGGCUAAAUCCGCCCUAUCAUCCAGCCCAAUCAUCUUCUUGGCCAUCGGCCUCUUGGGGACACUCUGCUGGAUCUUCAAAAUUGGUCAGCGUGAGGUGCUCUUGCCUAUCGCGGAAUCGCUCGAGGAUUUCUUGGUCUUUAUCGAGUCCAGGGAGCUAUUCAUGUCCAACUCAACCAUGAAGAAGCUGAUUGUUAAGCUGUCGCAGCGUGUGGGUCUUUGCCUGCUGAAGCCCCGUGUAGCUGCAUGGAGAUACCAGCGAGGCAAUCGAUCUCUGGCGAGCAACCUUGGAAUGGACCUCGCCUUGGAGGCGGGUAAGCUGGAUAAGAUCUCGACAGCCAUAGCGGAAGACACAGAGGACGACGAGAACUUUGAUGUUCCGGAGGCGAUCGAAGAUGUCAUCGAGCGACUGAUGAACGGUCUUCGCGACAGGGACACGAUCGUGCGUUGGUCAGCAGCUAAAGGGAUGGGAAGGAUUAGCAACCGCCUGCCAAAGGAUAUGGCGGACGACGUUGUCGGCAGCAUUUUUGAGUUGUUCUCGGAGGACGUGUUCGAGCUUCCGAACGGCGAGCCAGACGUCUCUUCGGUGUCGGAACACACGUGGCACGGCGCCUGUCUGGCCGUUGCGGAAUUAUCGCGCCGAGGCUUGCUCCUGCCGCACCGUCUGGCGGAGCUCAUCCCAUGGAUCAUCCUUGCUCUCAGAUUUGAUAUCAAGCGCGGGGCGCACUCUGUCGGAAGCAACGUGCGCGACUCGGCGUGCUAUGUCUGUUGGUCGUUCGCUCGUGCCUAUACCCCGGAUGUCCUUGACGCCCAUGUGCGCAAGCUCUCCAACACGCUGAUCGCAGUUUCGGUCUUUGACAGGGACAUCAACAUCCGCAGGGCCAGUAGUGCAGCCUUCCAGGAGAAUGUUGGACGUAUGGGCAUUUUUCCCCAUGGUAUCGAGAUCGUCACCGUGGCCGACUACUUUUCAGUGGGCAAUAUCAGCAAUUCCUUUUUGACCGUUGCACCCUUUAUUGCAGGGUUCCCGGAGUACCGACGCUACCUCUCAGAACACUUGCUAGAGUUCGUGAUCCCUCACUGGGACAUUGCUGUGCGAGAAGUUGCUGCAGAGUCCAUGGCAAGGAUCGCGGUCCUUGACCUGGACUAUGCCUGCAGCGACAUCAUACCCUCGCUCAUAAGGAUGGCAUCCAGCUUGGAUUCAGCGAUUCGUCAUGGCGCCUUGAUUACGCUUGGAAAAACCUGCAAGGCCGUUAAGGCGCACUUGUCGCAGCCGCUAGAUCAAUGCUUUUCAGCCGAAGCCCUGGAGAGCAUUGCGAAUGUUGUGCCGUCUGUGCCAGAGUUUGCGCUGUCAGGAUUUGGAAGCGAGCAUAUCCGACAGGCGCUCUGCGUCCACAUCACUUCCCUUUCAGAGGCCGCGUGGCCCAUCAACGCAUCCGCGAUUGAAUCCUGGAAGAACAUUGUGUAUACAACCCUGGAACGCGUGGAGGAGCCUUUGCAGAAACUGGCAUCGGAUACAUUCAGGGCGUUCGUUGUACAGUAUGGUCUCUCGGAUUCGGAAUUCGAGUACUGUCUCAAUAAGGCCUCGCCCCCGCCUAAUACGUUCGUGGAUCGUCUGGGACAGCGCGGGUUCGCGUUGGCAUUGGGCGAGAUUGAUUAUCGAGAGGCGAAGAAUGUAGGGUGGGUCAGUAGGGUCGUCGAGGCCUUGGCGGUCACUGCAGACCAUACUUCGGCGGUGUUUGCGGACGCGGAGGCGAGAAGAAACUCGGUGAAUGCAGUGACGAACAUUAUCAGAGUCCUUGACCGGAAGUAUCAGCAAGUAAUCUCGCCUGAGCUUUCCAAAAAGAUCCUGGAGAUUUAUUUCAAGGGUCUGGAGGACUACAGCAUUGAUCAUCGCGGUGAUGUGGGUUCGUGGAGCCGGGAGGCGAGCAUGUUGGGUCUCGAGGUCAUGGUCCCGCUCGUAGCCCGUUUGGAUGCCGAAGCCGAGUCCUCAUCCUCGUCUGCCGUACGCUAUCUGUCUGACGAGGAUCAUACGCUGGCAUUGAGUAAAUUGCUGCAGCAGAGUGUUGAGAAGAUUGACAGGAUCCGAGCGUGUGCUGCGAUGGUCAUGACGACGAUCCUCUAUACGACCUCUGCUGGUCCUUCGUCGACUCCAGCGGAGCAGGAGGUGGAGCAACAGGAGCUUUCUUCGGAGUAUGUGUUGCGGGCGGCGCAUCGUGAACAGGUUAUGCAGGUGCUGCCGAAGAACGAUGACAUGAACUGGCUGCAGGCCUCAGAGGUGUACCCACGAGUGGUACAGCUGCUGAAUCUGCCGGAGUAUCGGUCUGAUCUGCUGGUGGGCUUUAUUGUCAGCGCAGGAGGCCUUACAGAGUCUUUGGUUCGGCACUCGAGUGCGUGCUUGACAGAGUUUGUGUCAAAUUUGCCUAUCACCAGGAAUGAUAUGGAGACAGACAACGAUGGUGAUUCAGCACCGUACCUGACGCUGGUCGAGUUUGGGAACGAAAUCAUGAAGGUUGUGGAGAGAUACGAGGGCCAGGACCGUGUGAUCGUUCCGCUGCUCGAGGUUCUGGAUAUGCUGUUUGAGUCUGGAUGUAUGCUGAUGAUGGAGGGCGAGUAUGAUUUUGCGCCGAUGGUUCGGUUUGUCCGUCGCCAGACGAUCAAAUGCAAGGACACCCGGAAGCUGUCAGCGAGUAUUCGAACGUUUUGUGGACUCUGCGCGUUGGGUGGGAAGAUCAAGAAUGCAAUCCUGUUGGAGUUGCUCCGGCUUUUGGUACAUCCGUUCCCAAAGAUUAGGAGGACAACGGCGGACUCGAUGUACUUGAUGCUGAACGUCGACGAGCCUACGCCCGAGACUGAGAAAGUUGGCGAGAUCUUGGUUAAUUCUGACUGGAAUCAAUCAGUGGCGAUGUUGACACCUCUUCGCGACCAGAUCUACCCGCUUCUCCAUUUGGAGAAGCCAAAGCCUGUCCCAACAACGGCUGCUCUUCGUGCCAAGUAAUUUGCUACAAUGAAAUGUUUUGGCACCUUGUAGUCUUCGAGUUAAAUAAAGAGAGUUGUCGCUGCUUGUUCGACAUCUAGUAGGUUAUCAUUCGUAGUGUAUUCUUUAAUGCCGUGUAU